ACACUUGACAGAAUGAUCCAAUAACAUGUGAAAAAAUACUUACUUUUUAAUUCUACUUGCUUAAACAUUCUAUAUUUUAAAAUUAUUUAUUAAUUUCGUGUAUAUUUUUAAACAUACAUAAGUAGAGAUGGUUGUAGUUCAACAUUUUCAAGAACUAAUCGACACCUUGGAUAAAACUAAAUUACUUAGUAUACCGAAAUGUAAAGAACCAUUUAUGAAAAUAGAAUUCGCAAAUUGCCACAGUGAUAAUAAAACAAUAUACAACGGUCCAGAACCUAUGUUACCUUUUGCUGCCAGUGAAAUAUUUCUUGCCACUAUAAAUAAAUGGAGAAGGUUAACUACUGUGGAUGAAAACUGCAAAUCUGUCUACGAAGUGUCUUUUGAUAUUGAAGUGAGUAACUUUGAUUUUAUACCCGGUGAUACAAUUGGAAUUGUUCCUCAAAAUAAUAAAUCGGAAGUUGAUGAUAUUAUCAAUCACCUGGACUUGAUUGAUGUAGUUGAUCUAAAUUAUACACUUAGUGUUGCCAGUGAACAGAAGGGUGCAAAGAUACCAGCCUAUAUACCAGUAACAUCAACCCUACGACAUGUACUCACUCACUGUGUAGAUCUUAGAGGAAUUAUAAAAAAGUUAUUUCUACUUGCUCUGGCACAGCACACCAAAGAUAAAUGUGAAAAGCGACUUUUGGAGUACCUCUGCAGCAAAGAAGGGUCUUCAGAAUACACAACUCAUAUCCUCAACAAAAGAAUUUGUGUGUUGGAUUUAUUUAAAUUAUUUAAAUCAUGUAAACCUCCAAUAGAAGUAAUUUUGGAACAUCUUCCUAGACUCUUACCUAGACCGUAUUCAAUUGUUAAUACAAGGCAUAGUAAUCCCAACAUAUUAAAAAUUUGUUUUUCUGUUCUGGAUAUUGGCGAUAAUAAGAAAGGUAUUACGACUGGCUGGUUAGAAGAAAUUAUUUUGCAAAAGUUUAAUAUUGAAGAAAAAAUGAAUAAUUUAAAUCUAUAUAAUGAAUCUGUUAAAGUACCAAUCUACCUACGAAAAAAUGUGAAUGAAUUUUGUUUACCUAAAAAUACAGAAAUUCCCCUUAUAUUAAUUGGCCCUGGGACUGGGGUUUCUCCAUUCAUAGGCUUUUUAGAAGAAAGAGAACAUUUACAGAAGAAUAAUUCAGAAAAAAAAUUUGGUUGCAUAUGGUUGUUUUUUGGAUGUCGCAACCCUAAACUUGAUUUCAUUUAUGAGGAUGAGCUAACAAAAUUCACUUCCAAAGGUGUUAUUAGUAAAUUUCUCACUUCGUUUUCAAGGGUAGAGAAUGCAGAUUUUCAUUAUGUACAGGAUGCAAUCAUAAAAAAUGGCGAAGAAGUUACAAAAUUAAUAAUGGAAGGUGCUCAAGUGUAUGUUUGUGGAGAUAUCAAAAAUAUGGCAACACAAGUCAAAGAUGCGCUUCGACAAAGUAUAGUCAAAUAUGGAAACUUAAACGAGGAGGAAGCAGAAAAUUUCAUAGACAUUAUGCAAAAAGAAAAAAGAUAUUUGAGUGAUGUAUGGAACUAAUGAUGAUGGUUGAGACUAGCUAUCUGCGAGGAACGUAUAAAUCGAAGGAACGCCAAAUCAGAA
This is a messenger RNA of Vanessa tameamea, 1606 nucleotides long. RefSeq names its product methionine synthase reductase. Bases 128 to 1543 code for a protein of 471 amino acids. NCBI's taxonomy places the organism in Eukaryota, Metazoa, Arthropoda, Insecta, Lepidoptera, Nymphalidae. Gene Ontology annotation, molecular function: [methionine synthase] reductase (NADPH) activity; FMN binding; flavin adenine dinucleotide binding. The record is from RefSeq and is a predicted model, not a curated record. The transcript is spliced from 5 exons. Gene Ontology annotation, biological process: homocysteine metabolic process. Gene Ontology annotation, cellular component: cytosol.